Messenger RNA from Vitrella brassicaformis, 2744 nucleotides. The record is from the annotation of a GenBank genome assembly. Lineage: Eukaryota; Vitrellaceae.
AAGCUGCACGCCUUCCUCAGCACGUGUCUUGCUGCCGAUGCAGCGGAGACAUAGACCACCGGCACCGAGGGCCUCAAGAUCCACCUGCCCUUCACCGGCGACCAGGAUGCCAUCGCCGCCUCCCUCUCGACCGUCCAAGUGUGCUGCCAGCAGGCCGAGAGGGUCACCCUCGACGGCCAUCCGCUGGCCAGCACCGUGAUGGCAGCUCCGUUCUUGUGUGAGUCGGCGGAGGAGCUCACCGUCAAGGCGAAUGGGUGGCCCGAUGAUCUCCCUGGCUACAUCACUGCCAAUCCUGAGGGCCUCUUCCCAAAUGUUGUCGUGUGUGAGGGAGAGAGGGGCAUGCACACGUACGCGGGCGGCGUGUCAGGCGUGCUGGGCACGUUGUCUUCACUCGAGCGAGCCACGUUUGAGGGGAGGCACAACACAAUCGGGGAGGGGGAGGGGGAGGCAGGCAUCCGCCCCAAAGACAACCACACACGGGUGGGAAAGACUUGCAACCGCCAAUUUGCCGCAAAUGCCAAUGCCUUGCGUGUGCGUGUGCGUGAACAGAUGUGUCAUGAGGGGAAGACGCCGCCGACCACGAAGCGCUUUGUAAUGGUGACAUCGCCAAAGCGAGUACCCGUCCGCAUCGUCGUCAAGAGACGGAACAGCAACAGAGGGUCCAUACAGCUGCCGGGGAUCUGGAGGCACUUGGCUGCCAUCGUCGCCCCUUUCAGCCAGGCCGUCACCACCCGGGCGCCGGCGUCCAUGCAGCCAGUGAGCGGCAGCUCACAGACGGGGGGAGUUGAGGGAGACGAAGAUGGCGGCAACGUGCUGGACAAGGGCGACAAGCCGACAGGCGACAAAGAGGAGGUGGGUCUGAGAAGAGGGGAGAACCGAUGGGGGCAUUGUGGAGUGUUCCUUAUCACGUGCAUCCUGUAUGUAGGCUGCUGGUACGCUCGGGGCCACGAUAGGCGACACGCCUUCGGCGCCACCCAGCGAAUACGACACCACCACCACCACCACCACUUUCACAGUGUACAGCGCCCAGCAAUGCCCCGAGUGCCCCGCCGACAGGAUGCUCAAGAGGCUGCUCUACGUCCUGCUGGGGCUUGGCCUGUCAAUACUGGCCGGCAUCGUAUAUGUGGCCGUGACGGAGAGCAGCAAGAAGCCAGAGGCCGUCAAGCCCGCCGUGGCGCCCACCUUCGCCAUGUUUGCCCGCCACUCUCAGUACUGUCAAGAGGAAAUGUAAGUAUGACAGACAAGGUAGAUGUUGUGUGUACAUAUGGGUGUGGAUGUGUUGCCUUUCCUUCCUUUGACGUCCAUGCAGAAACAAGAGCGAGGCCGCCAAGGAAUAUUACAGAUACUCCACGCAGCGACAGCUGGUAUGUGUCCACUCACGAACGAAGCGCCCACUGAUCUCAUUCAUGUGACGUACGUGUCCUUCCCCUUUGUGUGUGUCUUCAUGCAGGACCAGCAGCACAGUCAAUACCUGGCCGAGCUCGACGAGCGGGACCGUCAAAUCCAGUAAGAAGACAUGUCGACAUGAUAUAACAUUGUGUUCUCAAUUCUCUAUUUCCUCGGGUACCGCAACUAUUCGUUCAGAUACUACAAAGCCAUGGCGGCCGAGUGGCAACGGCGCUGCGAGAUGAUGGAGGCACUCCACCAGGAUGCCCCCGGUAUGACGAGAGGGGAGAACGUCCUAUGGACUCACUGCUACUCUCACUUGUGUGUGUGCUUCCUCCGCAGCAGCAGCGGCUCUCGCUCCUGCCAUCGCCCAGGGCCAGCCACACUCGCAGACGGGCGGCGAGGGCCUGGCCGGCGUCUACAGAGAGGAGGGCUACAAUGAGCACGACGGCGAGGUGGUAGUGCCUGAGGAUGGCGUGGCUGACGAUGGUGAGCGACCGAACAAGGGCAUUUAUCCAUCAUGAUGGACGUGUGUGAACGCAUUCAUCUCCUCUCCCUUGGUUGACUGCAGGCGCCCAGCCCGCCGUCAUUGACCCGCCGCCGCCCGCCCAGCUGCCCCCGCCCGUCAAUGCUACACAGGUGGAAGCGGCGCCGAGUCAGAUGUCGCCGUGGGGCCGGCCGGUGUGGCAGCCAGGUAUGCACGCAACUAGCAGAGACACUCACUCACUCAUCCAUGUUGUCCAUUCCGCGUUGUCAUUCAGCGUUUGAGACCAGCCCGGCCCACUGCGGGGCUGAGUUCGGCUAUGGCCGCCCUGUGGCCGACAACAAUACUGACACGGGUGAGCCAAAAACGAAGGGACGUUCAUGGCCACAUGUGCCAUAUGUGUCUGUCUGUUGGUCCGUAUUCAGUGCCUGGUGCGUUUGAGUCGGUCCCUGAGUCCAACAUGGCUCACUUUGACGACUCGGAUGCCCCCGGUAUGACGAGAGGGGAGAACGUUUAUCCAGGGCUACACAUGCUUUCACUUGUGUGUGUGCGUCCUCCGCAGCAGCAGCGGCUCCCGCCCCUGCCAUCGCCCAGGGCGAGCCUGCCGGCGUCAAUGACGAGGAGGGCGAUAAUGACGGCGAGGUGGUGGUGCCGGAGGAUGACGUGGUUAACGAUGGUGAGCAACCGAACAAGGGCAUUUAUCCAUCAUGAUGGACGUGUGUGAACGCAUUUGUCUCUCCCUUGGUGAACUGCAGGCGCCCAGCCCGCCGUCAUUGACCCGCCGCCCGCCCAGCUGCCCCCGCCCCUUGUCGUGGUUGAGAGGGCCAUCCAGACUGAUGGCAUCAUUCUCCAGACGACCAUGCGCCAGCAGUAG